AUGAAUUUUCGUGUGUUUUUCUUUCUUUCUUUUUUUUCUUAUUUCGUUUUUUUUUUCUUUUCGUCCUUUUUCUUCAUUUGGUUCUUUCUUUCUUAUUUUCAUUAUUCUUUUUUUAUUCAUUUGGGUUCGUCUGUUUGGUUGCCUCUUCCUUUCUUUGUUUGCUUUUUUCUUUCUUUUUUUCAUUUCUUUCUUUUCUUACUUUUUCUUAUUUCAUUUUUUUUUUUUUUUUGCCCUUUCUUGCUUUUUCUUGAUUUCGGUUUGGUUAUUUAUUUGAUACUUUAUUUCUUUCUUUCUUUCUUUCUUUCUUUCUUUCUUUCUUAUGACUAUAUCCCUUUUAACUUUCUUUCUUUCUUUUUCCACUAUCACUAUCUUACGUUUAACUUUAUAUUCUUUCUUUCUUUCUUUCUUUCUUUCUUUCUUAUUUCGUGGUUUACCCUUUCUUUCUUUUUCUUGAUUUUGCUUUCUUUCUUUUCUUCCUUUCUUUUUAUUUCUAUUUCUUUCUUGCUUAAAUAUUUUGUCUUAUUAAUAAUGAAUAAAGAUGAAAACUUUAUCUCUUUCUUUCUCUUUUCUUUGUUUUCUAUUUUAUUUUACCGGUUUCUUUUUUUCUUCAUUUCUUUUCCUUUCCUUGAUUGUUUUUGUCUGGCCUCCGUUCUCUCUUUCUUCCUUGUUAUUUUACUUUAUCUCCGCAUUUUCUUCUUUCUUCGUUUUCUUUUUUCUUUCUUUUCAUUUUACGGACAUUCUCCUCCUUCCUGUCUUUACUUACAACCUCCUACUACUACUUUCUUUUGUCUUUAUACUUACCUUUUCUCUCUUCUUUCUUUGUUUUUCUUCAUGUUUUCUUUCUUUUCCGUUUUUUUUCCCCAAUUUCAUUCUUUCUUUUCUUUUAUUUGUUUGUUUGUCUGUUUCUUUCUUUCUUUCUUUCUUUCUUUCUUUCUUUCUUUCUUUCUUUUCCUAAUUUGGGAAUAUUGUUCUUUCCACAUCUUUCCAUCUUCUUUCUUUCUUGAAUUCGUUUUUCCGUUUUAUCUAAUUUUACCCCAAUUUCUUUCUUUGCUCAUUUCUUUCUUUCUUUCUUUUUUUCUUUCUUUCUUUCUCCGUUUUGUUCUAAUUUUUACCCAAUUUUAUUCUUUCUUUUUCUUUCUUUCUUUCUUUCUUUCUUUUUUUCUUUCUUUGUUUCUUUUCCUAAUUCAGGAAUACUGUUCUUUCCAUAUCUUUCCAUCUUCUUUCUUCCUUGAAUCCGUUUUGUUCAAAUUUUACUCUUUCUUUCUUUCUUUCUUUCUUUCUUUCUUUCUUUCUUUCUUUCUUUUCCUAAUUCGGGACUUUUUUUCUUUCCAUAUCUUUCGAUCUUCUUUCUUUUCUGAGUCCGUUUUAUCUAAUUUUUUCUCCAAUUUCUUUCUUUCUUUCUUUCUUUCUUUCUUUCUUUCUUUCUUUCUUUCUUUCUUCUCCUAA
Acanthosepion pharaonis is the source of this 1446-nucleotide messenger RNA. The record is from the annotation of a GenBank genome assembly. Lineage: Eukaryota; Metazoa; Mollusca; Cephalopoda; Sepiida; Sepiidae.